Messenger RNA from Hypoxylon trugodes, 2883 nucleotides. RefSeq lists its product as uncharacterized. The record is from RefSeq and is a predicted model, not a curated record. The transcript is spliced from 2 exons. Bases 1 to 2883 code for a protein of 960 amino acids. Lineage: Eukaryota; Fungi; Ascomycota; Sordariomycetes; Xylariales; Hypoxylaceae.
AUGGAUCGAUCGACGGUAGAGAAGCGAGUUUCGAGGUUCACUCGCUUACCUCGCUCUCGAUCGGUCUCAAAUAUGCUUGAUAUCGUGCAUAAUUUUACAAAUCUAGCGACGGAUAAGUCUCCUUCCGCUCAUCAUACACAGUCCGAAAAUGCCCCGAAUCUGUUGACAUCCAAUGAGGAUGGAAGAUGGUCAAUAAAGUCCCUAAAAAGGGAGUGGAAAACGAAAACACAUACUCAGUCGUUGUCAUAUGUACCUGAUGUUAUGCCGAGUAGGACGAAUGAAAAUCGCUACCCGAUAACAUCUUCACCUCCUAGUCGCGGCUACUUCUCCCGCACGAGGUCAAAGUCCUCCUGUGCAUUUACAAGUCAAGAGUGGCCUGAGAGGACCUCAUCGAGGAAAGGUUGGGGUCUUCCCUUUACGGCAACUCUGUCGUCAAAGACACUUUCUCGGGCCGGACAUACAGAUGAUAUACGGCCAAGAACCCAAGGUUCGAUAGGGAAAAGGGAUCCUUGGUUUAGCUCACUAGCGAGGACGGUUACACCCAUAGAUGCUAAAUCUGUUACGGAGUGUCUUGGUGGUAAACCACCCUCUCGGAGUCGCGAAAAUAGGGAAAUAACUCAGAGAAUUUCCACUGAAUUUAAAGCGAUUAAUACCCACAAAUUUCCGACAAUUGCGGGCAAAACGUCCCAAAUUUCACUGAGAAUAUCGGUGGAAAAUGAGGAGCAAGGACUCGACCACCACAUCCUACAACACCCAGGCGUCCCAGGGAAUCUGGUCGCCUCGCAUGAAGGCUUACGGGUAGACACAUUGAGUCUUGCCCGAUCGACCCUAACACCCCCUGAGGAUCAAUCGCUACCUGAAUCCCCCGGGUUCCCCAAAAUGUUGGCAGCGAUGACUUUUCCUUCACCACCUACAGCGGCAGGGUCAGCUUCAACAGAGGUCGGCCCAAGAACGCCAGCUCAAACAGAUGACGCUAAUCCCCCAGUGGUACGGCCCCGUACUUCCAGUAAGCGAGCGUAUACCUCCAACGGAGUGCUCACAACCUCGCUCAAUCAGCUUUUGAUGCAAAACAUACAGCCGCUCGCGCACCAUGGUGAGCCUCAGAAUGUUCCCGGCCUUCCUUCUAUGCCAGGGUGCUCGGCGUCCAACCACAAGGUCGAGGACCCAGUCAUUGCGGCUAUAGUAACGCAAGAUGAACCGUCUAACAUGGAUGACUUGAGAUUGCAACCUUCUCCAGCUACAUGCGCUACAUCAAUUAGGACUAGUUACGGCUCCACCACCCCGACAGUGAGUGUUGAUAUAGAUUCGCCUAGGGAGUCUCUAGCCAGUGAUAUUACGGUGAUGACGAGUACGCGUCAAGGAUCCUCCAUUACAGAUAGCGCGUGUCAUAUUCCGAUAACAAGUACAACUAGUCAAAGCAAAGAUGUCGCGGCCGGCGUAAAGAAGUGCUCACCGGACCCAGAAGCGGCAGCAUACAGCGACUUUGUCUAUCGACAGCCAAUCUCUAACGCAAUCCCGCCGCGGCCUCAUCGGGAUCCGAGUUCAAUAAACUCACCACUCCAAGACCAUGGAGCAUCUUUAUAUAACAAGAUUAACGCAGAAAACGGGGCAAUAGCCCUCUCAAGUCGCGAUUUAAGUGGGCGAAAGAGCAUAAUCGAGAGACGAAUCGCGCGGAGAGCCAAAGUCCAAGCCUACAAGAGACGAGACUUAGACGCUGCUCAGUUUAUUCUCAAGGAUGCAAUAGCAGACCCAAUAGACCUGGAGUCAACGGAUUCUCCUGUUCUCGGGUGGUUUCCCGGGAAUGCGAUUCAGUCACAAAGAUUAUUACAUCGAAAAUCGCCCAUGGCAUCUACCAACCAAUUAAUCCCUACCACCAACAAGUCUGCAUGGCGCCGUCAACCAUUAUCUCUCCCAGGUGAGGAUGACGGCACCACGGUGCCUGUAGUGCUGGAAUCGAGGUCCACAAGCCAAUCUCAAAGUAAUGGCUGGGGAAUCUCUGCUGUUAUGACCACAGAGGUAGUCCCGGAACAGGUUGACUAUGGUUUGCUUCUGCGAGGUAAAAUCGGUAGAAAUUCUAUAUCUCCCAUUAUGGUCGUUACCGACCUAAAGCCUCAGCCAGAUCCAGCACACGAGCCCCCAACACCGUCACCAACAAGUAUCUAUCCAAACUUCAGAACAGCUCUAAGGCACAAUCUGAAGAUAAUCCCACAACCCCGUCCGAGACCCUUGUCAAUUCUGAUUCAUAGGAACCCUGACACCGGUGAUAUUGAACGUACUAUAUCCGCUACAACGAGUAAAUCCAAUCGUCACAGUAUGACCAGCAUGCCAACGCCACCAUCGUCGCCCAGCAUCCUAAGUCUAAGGAGGAGAAGUCAUCCUGCUGGAAUAAUCUCCCUCACACAAUCACCUAAUUCUCACAACACGCCGAAUUCACAGCCAGAGGAACCGGCACAGCAUCCCAUCGUUCAAGAGAAAAGCUACGAGGACAAAUGUCGGGCAACGUCAAUAAAAGAGCGUCUACAAAGGGAGAAACUAGCUAAGGAGCAAGAAAUAUCUGAUUUAGUCGAUAGGAUGAUCAUCACGCCUAAAACAGGAGAGGCAAGCGAAGGAGAAAUUGUUAAGGACUCACCAGGGGAGCACAUGACGCAGCAGAUCGAAAAACGAUUAAGACGUCUCGAAGAAAAUAGAGAUUCCCUUCUGCACGUAAUUGGCACGCUAUUGGAAAAUAUGUCUAGAACUCUCAAAGAGAUACGAGAAGAUAACAAUGGGAGGGGGCUGACAAUGGGAGAAUUUACCAUCAACAUGGAUGCCGAGGCAGGACGACCGUCAAGCAACAUCUGCAAAGAGUACGGUUCGCCUUAUGUUAGUAACAUUGUGUUGUAG